UCCAAGGCUCCAACCUAAUAAGAGACCCGCCAACAGUUUGAUACUUUCUGUAUAGGCAGUUGCUGCCUGCUAAAUUAUACAAAACAACCAAUGACCACCACCAGCCUUUCUUUCUCUCCGCUUAUCUCCACCACCGGCACCAUCACCAUCACCAUCACCGACAAUGUCAGUCUUGCAACCCCAACCGAUUCCGAACACAUCAUCACCAAACUUCCUUCUGUGCUUGGGUCGCUUAAGUUGUGCAAAAACAUGGAUGAAAUCAAACAAUUACACGCCUACAUCACAAAGAAAGGCCUCAAUCACAUCCCAACCAAACUAGUUGCGAAGUACGCAGAAAUUGGCACGCCUGAAAGCUUAGAAUACGCCAAAAAAGCUUUUGAAGCAUGUAAUGACAAUGAAAAAACUGCUAAUAAUCGCUACAUGUUGAAUUCUUUGAUCAGAGGCUCUUCUUCAGCUGGAUUUUGUGACGAGGCUAUUUUGCUUUACAUAGAAAUGGUGGUGUAUGGUAUUAGACCUGACCACUAUACGUUUCCGUUCGUUUUGAGUGCCUGUGCGAAGGGUUUGACAUUCUUUGAGGGAAUUCAGGUUCAUGGGUCAGUUGUGAAAAUGGGUUUAGAAGAAGAUGUGUUUAUACAGAAUUCUUUGAUACAUUUUUAUGGCGAGUGUGGUGAGGUUGAUCUUGGGAAGAAAGUGUUUGACGAAAUGUGUGAGAGAAAUGUUGUGUCUUGGACUAGUUUGAUUUGUGGAUAUGCAAGGAGGGACAAGCAGAAGGAGGCUGUUUCUUUGUUUUUGGAAAUGGUGGAGGAGGGUAUAGAACCUAAUUCGGUAACGAUGGUGUGUGUGAUCUCUGCUUGUGCAAAGUUGAGAGAUUUGGAGUUGGGAGAAAGAGUGUGUGCUCAUGUUGGAGAUUCAGGGCUUAAGGUAAACACAGUUAUGGUAAAUGCACUUGUUGAUAUGUAUAUGAAAUGUGGUGCCAUUGAUAAGGCAAAGAGGCUCUUUGAUGAAUGUGUUGAUAGAAAUUUAGUUCUUUACAAUACAAUUUUGUCAAAUUAUGUCCGCCAAGGUAUGGCAAAGGAAGCUGUUGCUGUUUUGGAUGAAAUGGUACGGCAAGGACCACAACCGGACAAGGUUACUAUGCUGUCCGCCAUCUCAGCUUCUGCUGAACUAGGUGAUUUUUCAUUGGGAAAGUUAUGUCAUGGUUAUGUUUUGAGGAAUGGGUUGGAGAUUUGGGAGUGUGUUAGCAAUGGCGUUAUUGAUAUGUACAUGAAGUGUGGCAAACAAGAAUUGGGUCGCAGAGCUUUUCAUGGGGUGUUGAACAAGACCAUUGUCUCAUGGAACUCGUUAAUUGCAGGUUUGAUAAGAAAUGGUGAUGUUGAGUCUGCUUGGACAGUGUUCAACUAUAUGCCAGAGAGAGAUGUUGUGUCUUGGAACACCAUAAUUAGUGCUUUGAUACAAGAGAGCUUAUUUGAUGAUGCAAUUGAACUUUUUCGUGUCAUGCAGAGUCAAGGAAUAAAAGCAGACCAAGUUACAAUGGUGAGUGUUGCAUCUGCCUGUGGAUAUUUAGGAGCUCUUGAUCUUGCUAAGUGGACAUAUACAUACAUAAAAGAGAAUGAAAUUCCAUGUGAUAUGAGGCUUGGUACAGCUCUGGUCGAUAUGUUUGCUAGGUGUGGCGAUCCUCAUAACGCAAUACGAGUGUUCAAUAACAUGAAGGAGAGAGAUGUUUCUGCUUGGACUGCAACCAUUGGGUCAAUGGCCAUGGAAGGAAAUGGAGAACGAGCAGUCGAGCUUUUCUAUGAGAUGCUCAGGCAAGGAGUGAAACCUGAUGAAGUCAUAUUUGUGGCAGUACUGACAGCGUGCAGCCAUGGAGGAUUAGUAGAACAGGGCAAACAUAUUUUUGGUGCAAUGCAAGAAACUCACGGAAUUUCCCAACAAAUUGUCCAUUACGGGUGCAUGGUUGAUUUGCUUGGCCGAGCAGGGUUGUUGGGGGAAGCUCUUGAUCUCAUUAAGAGCAUGCCUAUGGAGCCUAAUCAUGCAGUUUGGGGGGCUCUUUUAUCUGCUUGCAGAGUACACAAAGAUGAGAAAAUGGCGGCUUACGCAGUUGGGAUGAUGAAUGAUUCAGUUCAUGAAAGGACUGGGAUUCAUGUACUUCUUUCAAACAUAUAUGCUUCUGCUGGAAAAUGGACUGAUGUUGCCAGAGUGAGGCUUCGCAUGAAGGAGAAAGGGAUUCAGAAAGUACCCGGAUCAAGCUCAGUUGAGGUUAACGGAGUAGUUCAUGAGUUUACUUCAGGUGAUGAAUCACAUCAAGAGAUAGCCCUUAUUACCCCAAUGCUACAUGAGAUGAACUGCAGGCUCAGAGAGUCUGGUCAUGUUCCUGACCUAAGUAACGUUCUGCUAGAUGUGGAUAAGCGAGAGAAAGAAUUCUUGCUCAGCCGACACAGUGAGAAACUAGCCAUUGCCUUUGGGCUCAUCAGUACCGGUCAAGGGACGUGCAUUCGUGUUAUUAAGAAUCUUCGGAUGUGUUCUGAUUGCCACUCGUUUGCAAAAUCGGUGUCCAAAAUAUAUGAUCGAGAAAUUGUCAUUCGAGAUAACAACAGGUUCCACUUUUUCCGGCGUGGGUUGUGCUCUUGCAGUGAUUACUGGUAA
Molecule: messenger RNA, 2643 nt
Organism: Ilex paraguariensis (yerba mate)
Lineage: Eukaryota; Viridiplantae; Streptophyta; Magnoliopsida; Aquifoliales; Aquifoliaceae
Source: the annotation of a GenBank genome assembly